This is a messenger RNA of Drosophila takahashii, 561 nucleotides long. The record is from RefSeq and is a predicted model, not a curated record. Lineage: Eukaryota; Metazoa; Arthropoda; Insecta; Diptera; Drosophilidae.
AUGAGCAAUGCUCUCGUAAGAGCAGGUCACGGCCUGACGCUGGCGGAGAAGCGUAUUGUCAUGCUGGCCAUCACGGCAGCCGAAUAUGCGGAAACAUUCUCCGUUGAUGCUAGGACAGCCUACGAAGCCCUACAGGAUGCGGCAAAGCACCUGUUCGACCGUAAAAUCACCUUUUUCGAGCCUGCCUACACACGGGCCGGAAAGCCACUCAAACCCAUCCGCAAUGACAUGCGAUGGUUCACCACCUACAAGCUGCAACAAGCCAACGCUCUCCGAUCAGCCUACUCAUGGCGGCUCUUGGAACUGCUCAUGCACUAUCGGGACAGUGGGAUAGCCGAAUAUACCAUUGAGGAUUUCUGCGCCUCGAUGGACGCCACAGAGAAACAGAAGGCCGAUUUCAACAAUAUCCGUCGCCGCAUCAUCGAGCCCGCUGUCAAAGAACUGAUCGAGAAAGACGGCUGGCUUAUCCAGUGGACGCCCAUCAAGGCGGGUCGAAAGGUCUCACGGCUUCGCUUUGAGUUCAGGAAGAACCCACAACCCGAUCUGUUCCCCCCACCAUAG